GCUGCCGUUUCGGGUUUGCUUCAUCCUGAUUCGUUUGGCAGUUUAUCUGAUCCGUAGUUUCUCCCUUGUUCUUUCUUUUGCUUUUUCUAUUGCGUUGUCCCUCCCUCGAUCCUUUCCGAACCAUACAUAAUCUUCCCAAGUUCUUCUUCGGAUCUCUAUUCAUUUGCUCUUUAAGGUAAUUACAUUAUAAAUUCUUAAUAAACAUCGUUAGCAGUUUAGCACUACCCGUAACUGUGAUGAUAAGUGAACUUGAGAAUUCACCACAGACUGUUGUCUUUUGGCGCCUUAUCCAUCAGAACUGAGUGACCCAAAUCCAAUUAAGUCUCAAUCAAUUCUCCCACUCGUGCUCUCAUAAACUUGAACCCAGUUCAAGAUUGCAUCUUUUGCCUCAAUGGGUAUGGCCCCCAACCUCAAUCCCACCAUUUCCAUGUCCUUAACUCCAUUCCCAACUUCCUCUCCAUUUUCAUUCAAAACCCAAAACAGCUCAUUGUUCUCUAACACAGUCACUUCAACAAUUCACACCCAUAAAACCUCAUUCCCACUCAGAAUCUGCACUAACUCACAGUUCUUUAGCACCAGAAGACUGUUCCUUCCUUCAGUUUCUGGUAUCUGGGAUGCUAUCACCGGCGGCAACAAUCCCCGUGAAGCCGUUGCCGCAAUCCGACGUGGAAUGGUUCUGUUUAGACAGGGUGAUGUUGCAGGGUCUGUAGCAGAAUUUGACAAGGCGAUUGAGCUUGAUCGUCGCCAAAAGGCAUAUCUUUGGCAAAGGGGGCUGUCACUUUACUAUCUGGAUAGAUUUGAAGAAGGGGCAGAGCAGUUCCGAAUAGAUGUUGCCCAGAAUCCAAAUGAUACAGAGGAAUCCAUUUGGUGUUUUCUCUGUGAAGCUCAAUUAUAUGGAGUUAAGGAAGCAAGGGAACGGUUUCUUGAGGUUGGCCGCGAUCCGAGACCUGUCAUGAGAGAAGCCUAUAACAUGUUUAAAGACGGUGGUGAUCCAGAAAAGCUUGCUGAUGCAUUUAAAAAUGGCCGAGACAGUGAUUAUUUCUACGCUUCUCUAUAUGCUGGCCUUUACUAUGAAGCUCAGAAAAAACCCGACGAGGCCAAAGCUCACAUCCUUGCUGCUUAUCAGUCUUCCUAUGGACAAAGAUCUGAUGAUUACAUGGCUUCACUUGCAAAGGUUCACUGUGUUUGUCGAAAUUGGGAAUCUGAUUGAAGCUCUUGGUCAUCCACUCAUUCCUAUAC
Messenger RNA from Fragaria vesca subsp. vesca, 1239 nucleotides. RefSeq lists its product as uncharacterized. Lineage: Eukaryota; Viridiplantae; Streptophyta; Magnoliopsida; Rosales; Rosaceae. The record is from RefSeq and is a predicted model, not a curated record. The coding region runs from base 392 to 1210 and encodes 272 amino acids. The transcript is spliced from 8 exons. Gene Ontology annotation, molecular function: protein binding. Gene Ontology annotation, cellular component: chloroplast.